UCAGCGCAGUGCACCCCAUCCAGACUCGGAAGUACAAACUGACAGACUCACUUCGCUUCAUGAGUUCAUGUAGUUUAGCUGGUUCAUAGCGUCACCAUACCAGAGACAGAAAACAGCUCGUUAAGAUGCUUUGGUUUGAAGGCUCAAUUCCUGAUGCCAUUACCUUGGCCAAACAGCGGAGUUCUGUCUUUGUCGUUGUCAUUACAGGGGAAGAUGAACAGUCAGCUCAGCUGAUGUCCAGCUGGGAAGAUGACAAAGUCUCAGAGGGAGCACAGAACUGUUGUGUGGCCAUCAAAGUCGAUGCCAAGAGUGAGCCCUGUGUGCUGUUCUCUCAGAUCUAUCCAGUGGUGUGCAUACCCUCUAGCUUCUUUAUCGGGGAGAAUGGGAUCCCUCUGGAAGUCAUUGCUGGCAGUGUGUCUGCUGAAGAACUGAUGAAAAGAAUCCAAAGAGUUAAGCAGAUGCACUCUCAGCAAAUUGCAGGUGGUACAGUAUUACCAAAGGCAAGUGGUCUCAUGGAGACUAGCCCGUUUGAUAGCACAGCUCCAGUCCCAGCCUCAGCUCCAACACUGCGCAUUAGGCCAGCAGCAGCCACAGAACCUGCAGCAGUACCAGGAACAGCGAAAGGUGAGAGAGCCUGGAUCACACACUCAUCCACAUCCCUCUCAAACACAGUAGAUGAUGGCAGCAUUUCAGACACAGUAACUCGUGCAGAGAAUGCAUCUUCAGAUCAUGCUUCUCAGAGUGAAGAAAAUCUGGAUGCUAAGGUGGAAAGGUUAACCAAGAAACUGGAGGAGAGACGAGAGCAAAGAAAGAGAGGAGAAGAAGAGAAUGAGAUCAAGAAGGAAAUAGAGCGGCGAAAGAUGGGGAGGGACGUGCAGGAUUUGAAGAGGCAACAGGAAGACGAGAAGACCAAGCGACUCUUGGAGGAAAGAAACAGGGAGAAGGCUGAAGAGAAGGCUGCCAGGGAGCGCGUAAAACAGCAGAUUGCCUUGGACCGAGCUGACAGAGCAUCCCGCUAUGCCAAAACCCAGGAGGAGGAGAAGACUGCCAAGCAGGCCCUACUGCAGGCCAGACAGGCCGAGCAGGAGGCCAGGAAGGAGGCCUUAGUCAGGGAAAGGAGUACCAUAGCAAGGAUACAGUUCCGCCUCCCAGACGGCACAUCCUUCACCAACCAGUUCCCCUCACAGAGCAGACUGCAGGAGGCUCUGCACUUCGCUGUUCAGGAAGUGGGCAACCGCUACGGCAACUUCUCCCUGGCGACCAUGUUCCCUCGGCGGGAGUUCACCAGUGAAGACCUGAACAAGACUCUGCUGGAGCUGGAACUGGCUCCAAGUGCUUCCAUUGUGAUUCUGCCACAGUCGGGCAGGCCUGCUAACACAGUGGUCCAGUCCUCUGAUGGUGGUAUCUGGGCACUUCUGGGCACAUUCCUCUACCCACUGCUGGCUGUAUGGAGAUUCCUCAGCUCCUUCCUGUUUGCAACCCCGCCCCCUCGUGGAGCAGCACCGAGAGGCCCUGGCCACCAGUCCAACUCUUACACCAACUCAACAUCAGCCUCCGACAAAGCAAAGAGAGAAACUCUCUCCAAGCACACUCUGGAGAAGCGGCCCAAGGACUUCAAGAAGGACGGUAAAAUCUGCAGGCUCAGGAAUCAGGAGGACAGCGAGGACGACAACAACACCUGGAACGGGAACUCCACCCAGCAGAUGUAGCGCAGUAACGGCAGCUCUUCUGGAGUGAUUAGUUCAGUAUGUCCAAUUCAAGGUUUUCUGCUGCACUCAGGGCUGAUCCCUUUAUUCUCUCCUUCUCGUACUGUGUUCCAGGCCUAUGCCCCUGACCCUCACCUGCAUGGCUAGAUUCAUAAUAAUCUACAGAACCUCCGUUGUGUUUAGGAUGAGGGUUUUUGUUUUGAUUACGACAUGAUUCUGUCUGCUAACCCAGGCUCAGGCGACACCAGCUUCCUUUCUUGUGUUUGUAGCUCAUAGUUGAUCAUUCUCAAAUCAAUCAGACAGGUUUAUAAUGACCUCAGUGGCCCUGGUUGUGUCAGCCACCAAAUUCUCUGAAAAGAGCAAAUAGACAGUAAACCAAGAGAUGUUGUAAUCUGAGCCUGGUUUCACAUUAAGUUAUGGAGUUUUGGAAAGGUUUACAUUUGAGAAGUGAUUGGUUGAUUGCCAGUGACUCAUGCAGAUUAAUGUAUAAAAUAUUUCAUCACACAGCUGGCUGAGGACUAUGUGUUUGUAGCUGUUGGAGUUCUACCAAGGUGGUGGCCACACACACACGCGCGCGCGGCAGUAUGUGUGUCUAUUAGUAGACAAUGGUUGACUACUGUAAUUCUCUUCAUCCAACAAUUUAAUUAAAGCAGCCUGUUUUUCAAAUAUCCCUUAAA
Molecule: messenger RNA, 2383 nt
Organism: Cottoperca gobio
Lineage: Eukaryota; Metazoa; Chordata; Actinopteri; Perciformes; Bovichtidae
Gene: ubxn4
Product: UBX domain protein 4
Exons: 13
Coding region: 126-1709 (527 amino acids)
Biological process (GO): ERAD pathway
Cellular component (GO): endoplasmic reticulum
Molecular function (GO): protein binding
Source: RefSeq, a predicted model, not a curated record